ACGUAUUAUUUAUUGCAGUCUUGAAAAACAGUUGCAACUUCCCAAGAAAGAAAGCCCGAGAUCUCUCUCUGAUCUGUGUUGCUGAAGUUGUCAUUGGCUUCCGUACUUUUCACUCUCCUCAACCCACCCCUCCAACCCCCCCUACCCCACCUACCUCUACUGCCACCACCGCCACCACCAUCUUUGCCACCACUGUGUCCAUUUCCCGAUGAAAUAGAAUAACAACUUUGUUUUCUUUCUCUGUCUUUAGACUCUUUUAGUCUCUUUGUUUUUAAUCUUAUCCUUUUCUUCUUUCUCUUUUGUCUUCUCUUUUCUAUACCUUAGCUUACUCCAAUAUUCUAACUUUACAUAUUUUCUUAAUUCUUAGUCCUUAAUUACCUUCUACUUUCUCUUAAUUUCUACUUGUGAAUUUUCUUGAAUUCUAGUUUCAUACUUGAUAUUGUCUUCACAUUCAAAUGGAUUUUCCACCUUUUUUCUCCUGGUAGAAUCUAUGUGAAAAUCUUGAAGUUCUGUGAAUUUUUAUCUACAAUUUGUUGGUUGUUCGUAUUAUCUAGCUUUAGGAUAUACCAUCUUUGUUCCUAUAAUAAGGUCUUAAAUAAACAUCUUAAUUAAAAGUUUUCCUUCUUAGAGUGAACUGAGAUUUUCCAGCUGAUAUAAACCAUAAUACCACCAAAAGAAAAAAAAAAGAAUAAAAAAAGAAGAAGAUUAAAAUGGAUCAUAGUCAUGUUCAGCAGCAACGAAUUAGUUCAGGGUUAACUAGGUAUCGAUCUGCACCAAGUUCAUACUUCUCUAGCCUAUUAAGUAAUACUCCUGUUGGUGGUGGUGGAUGUGGUUAUGCAAGAGAUGAUUUUUCUCGUGGUUCAACGAGUAGUGAUAUAGAGCAAGUUUUCGCUAGAUUUGUCGCUAGUAUUGGUAACCAGGACUCGAACUCGGGUACAAAUCAACAAAUUCAGGACAACCCCAAGAGUAAUUUGAACGUGACAUCGGAUUUUAUUGUUCCAAAACAAGAGGAUAUACAGCAGAACAAGCGCUUAAUGCGACAUAGGAGUAGCGAUUACUCUUUGGUUGCACAAAUGAAUUAUCAAAACCAAGCUCAACAACAGAGCCAACAGUUUAUUUCACCUGUGAAAAAGGAACCAGAGACUCUGCAACAAUUGCAACAGCAAAGUACUGUGAAUUACCAAAGCCAAGCUCAACAAAUUGACAAGUCGAGGGUGGCCAGUUCAUCGGCCAUGGAUAAUUCAUUUGUAUUUACGAGUUCUGUGAAUUCGGCUCGUUGGACACCUGGUAGUGGUGGUGGUGCUAAUUCGAAUCUUACUCGUUAUAAUAGUUCGCCUGCUGGAUUCUUUGACACAAUCAAUAUUGGAAAUGAAUAUGGUCCUAUGCGAGGCAUAGGGAGUUAUGGAACUAGUACUAGUGCUGCUACAGAAACUUUAUUAUCGACUCCGAGAAGCUUCAAGACUCAAGUGGGAUUCUCAUCAGGGAAACCUCCUGCUUCUCCCGGGCUAAUGGCUCCAAUCUCUGAAAUUGGAGAUAAAGUCUUGGAAGGAAACGGUACGGGCAAUGAACAUAAAAAUGAUGAGAGUUGCAUUACAGAUUUUCCCAUGCCUUCUUGGGAAGAUUCACCCAUUUUGUCCGACGAUUUCCUCAAAACCGAAGACAUUGAGAUUGAGCCAUUCUCUGAUGUAAAUACAUCCCAUAAUCAGAAUAGUGAAGGUCUGUCUCGUCCGCCAAUUCCUCCUUUAUCUCAUCAUUUGAGUUUGCCCACAAGUACCAUGGAGAAGCUCUUGCAAGAUUCAACACCCUUAAAUGUCAGAGCAAAGAGAGGUUGUGCCACUCACCCUCGUAGCAUUGCAGAAAGGGUGAGAAGAACACGAAUAAGCGAAAGAAUGAGGAAGCUGCAGGAGCUUGUUCCCAACAUGGACAAGCAAACACACACAGCAGAUAUGUUGGAUUUUGCAGUAGAUUACAUUAAAGAGCUGGAGGCACAAGUCAAGAUACUGGCAGAAAGGCGGGCCAAGUGUACGUGCAUACAUAAGUAAAAAAGCUACAGAUCAAAAGGUGAAGGUAGGAUGAAAGGGAACUGAUGAAAUAUCCAAGCAAAAUUGGAAAUCCCUUUGGCACUUGUCAAGAAGAGACAAUGGAGUUGGCAUUUUGCUGGGCAACAAGAUAGGAGCAAAUUCAUUUGAUAUAACAUAAUAUACUUUUUUUAUAAGAAUGCUGUAUGGAUCAACUUGUGCGCGCUUCAAUUACUAGCAACUUGUUCAUAUGAAUUACUAUGCCCACUGUUUACACGGAAAA
Molecule: messenger RNA, 2301 nt
Organism: Lycium barbarum (goji berry)
Lineage: Eukaryota; Viridiplantae; Streptophyta; Magnoliopsida; Solanales; Solanaceae
Product: transcription factor bHLH130-like
Exons: 6
Coding region: 711-2042 (443 amino acids)
Biological process (GO): regulation of transcription by RNA polymerase II
Cellular component (GO): nucleus
Molecular function (GO): RNA polymerase II cis-regulatory region sequence-specific DNA binding; DNA-binding transcription factor activity, RNA polymerase II-specific; protein dimerization activity
Source: RefSeq, a predicted model, not a curated record